This is a messenger RNA of Glossina fuscipes, 1281 nucleotides long. RefSeq names its product corepressor interacting with RBPJ 1. NCBI's taxonomy places the organism in Eukaryota, Metazoa, Arthropoda, Insecta, Diptera, Glossinidae. Gene Ontology annotation, biological process: negative regulation of DNA-templated transcription. The transcript has 2 exons. The record is from RefSeq and is a predicted model, not a curated record. The coding region runs from base 179 to 1204 and encodes 341 amino acids. Gene Ontology annotation, cellular component: nucleus. Gene Ontology annotation, molecular function: transcription corepressor activity.
CGUUUUGCACUUACCAAAUAUCAUAUCAAUCAAAAAUUAAGAAACUUACUAGUGCUAUGCGAUACGAUACGAAGUGAGUAAUUGCUGACUAGUAAAAUGUUAUAUGACACGUUCUCAGUUGAUACAACCAUAAAUAUCUGCGACAAAUAACUUCUUUUAUAAAUUAAUAAUUUAUAAAAUGGGUAAAGGAUUUAAUAAUUAUAUGUGUAAAAAGUUUUUCCAUCCUGCGUCGCGGGAUAACCUGAAAAGAGUAUGGAUGGCUGAACAGCAGGCAGAAGCAUACAAAAAGAAGCAGGAAGAAUUGAGAAAUCAAUACGAGAAGGAACAAAAUCUACACGAAAACAAAGCAAUGCUCAGUAAUGAAAGCAAAGAUAAGUUAAGUGUUAACUUUAUGUACGAACCUCCGCCAGGAGUACGCAAAGAACGGGAGAAGGAUGACAACGAACCAGAGUACAAAUUCGAAUGGCAGCGAAAAUAUAAUGCCCCACGUGAAUCGUAUUGCAAAGGGGACACUGAGAUUCGUGAUCAACCGUUUGGUAUCCAAGUACGCAAUGUCCGAUGUAUUAAAUGCCAUAAAUGGGGUCACAUCAACACAGACAAAGAAUGCACUAUGUACAGUAUAUCAAUGAGUGAGGCUCGAAAAUUGCAUUCGGAAGCAGAAGCCGCCGAUGUUAUGGCCAAAAACGUUUUAGAAGAACAAAUGAAAAACGACGGCUUAAUGAUGAAACGUUCAGCUAUGGAAAUGCAGAAUAUUGGUAGCCAACAACGCACUUUAGUUCCCAGCGACCCAGAUGAUGAAGUUAGUCAAGAAGAGAACGGUAAUGUCGAAAGAGCUUUUCUAAAAUCUCUCAGUAAGGAGCAAAAAGUGAAGCUAUUAAAAAAAUUAGAAAAAAUGGAAAAGCUUAAGCAAAAGGAGAUUAAAAAACGUAAGAAAGAACAUAAGAAAUACGACAAGAAAUACAAGUCCAAAAUUUCGUAUGGUUCCAAAAAUGGUUCGUGUAAGACGAGUACAACCAAAAAGUGGUCACGUUGCUCAAGUUCAGGGAGAUCAUCAUCUGCGUCCGCGGAUUUCGAGGUCGAUGCAAAUGGCGGAAUAGAAAGGCAGAAAUUAGACAAGCGUUUGCAUGAUGAUAGCAGAUCGCGAUUAUCUUCUAGAGAUGGUCGACGCGACAAAUUGCAGCCAAAGCCACAACAUAGAUAUUAAUUGUACUAUGUAAGCGAUAUUUUUUAAAGAAAAUUAUUCCGUUUGCUUUAUUAUUAAUCACAACAAACUUAUCGAAA